Molecule: messenger RNA, 6225 nt
Organism: Procambarus clarkii (red swamp crayfish)
Lineage: Eukaryota; Metazoa; Arthropoda; Malacostraca; Decapoda; Cambaridae
Product: protein lifeguard 4
Biological process (GO): negative regulation of apoptotic process
Source: RefSeq, a predicted model, not a curated record
UCGAGACAUGGCGACCAGUUGACCAUCAGCUGAUGACAGCUUCCAACACCAGUCCUUGACGGCCCUCUCCUGCCCCUCGCAUCUGUCGCUACACCUGUCGCUACACCUGUCGCUACACCUGUCGCUACACCUGCCGCUAUACCUGUCGUUACACCGGCCGCUACACCAUGUCCACCACACUACUCAUCCCUCAGGAUGGAGGACAAGCAGAGAAGGGAGGGAUUGUCAACGACUUCAUGUAUGGGUCCAAUGUGGCCACCAGUCACAUCUACAUACGCAUGGGGUUUCUACGCAAAGUGUAUGGACUGCUGUCAGUGCAGCUGUUAGUUACUACAGUUGUGGCGGCAGCAUUUGCUUACACUCCAGUUCUUCGUGAAGCCAUUCAUGCCAACCCAUGGAUGCUUAUAAUGUGCCUACCUCUUGCCAUUGGACUCCUGAUUGCUCUCCAUGUGAAGAGACAUCAUGUGCCCAUCAACUUCAUGUUACUGGCGGCAUUUACUGUGAUUGAGGCCAUCACUGUGGGAGUCGCAGUGAGUAUGUACGAUGCAGAAGUGGUUGUGAAGGCAUUCUCUCUGACCUUGAUCAUCACAGGUGGUCUUACUGCUUACACUUUCCAAACUAAGAGAGACUUCACAAACAUGGGAGCUGGACUGGUUAUUGGACUGCUUGUGAUGAUUGGUGUGGGUGUAAUGAAUAUGUUCUUGGGCAGCAGUGGUCUGGAACUGGCACUAGCUGGUGGCUCCGCUCUCAUCUUCUGUCUCUUCAUAGUAUAUGACACACAGAUGAUGAUGCUGAAGCUUUCACCAGAAGAGUACAUUCUGGCCACAAUUAAUCUCUACCUGGAUAUUCUUAACCUGUUCCUUGAGCUACUUCGCAUUUUUGGUGAUCGAAAGGGCUAAAUUUAAAAGCAUACCAAAUCAUGGUUGUGUGAAUUAGAUAUAAAAAUAAAAUAGGUUGAAAACAAGAACUGUUUAACUAGCUAGGACACUUGAAAAUUUGUACAUGAAUAUUUAAACCCCAAUUAAUUGUGUUGACAUACUGCAAAUGUCUGAGUGCAGCCUUGCACAUGCAAUCCCAAACUCUAUCUUCCUAUCAUUCCUGAUUUUAUCUUAAUGUAUUCACUCAAAUGGUUUCUGCUUUAAUGGUUCUCGUCACCUAUAUACCCGACCUCACUAUUCUAUCUUAAAGUAGCUACAUUCAUCAUAUAGCUAUUGUACUCGGUGGAAACCUGUACAGCAAAGUGCCUCGUGCACAAUAUUUCACGCGAUAGAUCAUUACUCGUCUGCUCUUAUACAAGCGGCUCGCUUCCAUCAAACAGUAGAUUGUUCAAAAUUCAAUCUUCCCUUCAUACACAUGUAGCACAUUUAUAAGAUAUGAAUAGACAAUAAGUUAAGCACAGAGGACAAAUUGCAAAAAAUUUGUUCCAAUAUUAUGGCUUCCUCGGAAUACCAUAGCAGGGAAUGGGUACAGUUGGUUUUGUGUGGCUUCAGCCACUGGUGUACCAGUGAGACUGACCAACAUUGGUAUUUUCUAAAGGAGACUGCAAUCUCUGCUCUGUACUUGUACUUAGUGUCUCCCAACAUGCAGCACAUUUCUUUAUCCGGUUUACCUAUUGUUCUUACUACUUGCCACUCAUUAACUACUACUAAUUCAAUUUUUAAAGUACUUUCAUCUAAUACUUUCUAUUCUUUCUAUUGUACAGUGAUAAGAUUAUUGAGUUUAUCCGUAGAGAAACUUUCUGCAUAUUCAAGGUUUUUAAUAUGAAUGUAGUACUGUAUGUACAGUUUUCUUCAUUGUGUUUUCCGUUAUGCUUUUUUGCCAUUUAGUAUAAUAUAUUAUUUUUCAUUACUUUGCAAUAGGCCUAUGUAAUGGUAUACAUCUAUAACCAUUGAUGUUGGAACUUCAAAAGAAUCUGGGUUACUGACUUUUUUACAUAUGAACUGCACAAUUUACAUAUGAAUUGUCAUUAGAAUUACUGUAUAUUCAUAAUAUUGAUUUUAUCAUCGGGUAGAAGAUUUUAUUUCUACAAAAUUUCCUAUCACGCUCCAAGUUAUCUUAUUAGUUUCUUUAUAUUCUCAUGUUUGAAUCAUGUAUUAACAAAUGGAGAUCUGGGUAACAACAUAGGUUUUGCAUCUAUUUGUAAUGAAUUUUAUUGCUAAAUAAAUUGCCUAAGUAAUAUGUAGCAAAUGACCUUUAACUUCAUUGUCGGGGGACAGGCAGCCAAUUUAUACAUACAGUACAAUACAUUUUAGGCUUUUAUCGAGGUCCCCGCCCUUCCCCAUGGUCGAAUUACUGACAUCCCCCCGGGAUGCAAACCCACAAGAAGCUGAUCAACUCCUGGGUACUUACUACUUGGUGGACAGGGGCAUUAGGUGAUAGAAAGCGCGUCCAAUCAUUUCUGUCCGAACCCGGAAUUCUCAUUUGCGAGUUUAGAAUGAACCCAACUGCCCUACUGGGACCCUUACAGUAAAUGGAACUACAAACUCCUAUCUUAGCCAGAAAUCUGAAAAUAUAGGCAAAGUUUUGUAUGGUUCUACAUUAUGUACAGUGCACCUACAAUUUGCAUAUAUGUACUGGGUGUGCAAAAAUAUUUUACUAAAUAGUAAAAGUAUAAAAAGACAAAUGUUACUGCACUGUACAUAGAGAAUCUAAUUUCAGACACUAUCUUAAAUGUAGACACUAUAUAGACAUUUAAGGUUCUCUCAGAUAUAUGGUGGAUGGGUUUAGAAUUAAAUCUAAUUUUAAGAUUUUUUUUGUUAAGAUUGAGAACCCUUUGUCAGCACUUAAAGCAUUAUCUCACAUAGUAUUGACAUUCUUUACAGUUACUCUGAUAUAUUGCUGGCUUUUCCAAUCCAUUUGAACCUUGUAUAUACUGUCAAACAAUUCCAGCACAAAAGUGUUUCAGUAAAGGGAACCAAAAUGUUUAGGUCUAUGGUGGUUUGUCAUGAAUGUGUGAAUGGCAGAGUUUAGCUCUGGCUGGCUCAUUCAUACCCAACAUGGCAUCUCUAAGCUUUGCCCAUAUAUUUUAAGAGUUACUGCAUCAUUUAGAUGCAAAUGGAAUAGUUGAAGAAAUGAAGUUCAGAAAUUUGAAGAGCAGGUGAUGUAUUUUAGUGGUAUUGGACGGAUUACUGGUACAGUGCAUGAAUAUUCAGACCACUAGUGUCAAGCUAUUCAGUACCAUUUUUUCCCUGAUUAGUUCUGACAAUUAUUUUACAUUCACCUACCCAGUUACUGCUGGGUGCACAGGAACAAACUAUGCACAAAUCUUCUACUUGCUCAGGGUUUAACAUAAGAUAUAUUAACCAUGGUCACUAAUAUUAAUCAGAAAAUGUGUGCUCUUCAAAAUACUGUACAGCCUUAAUCAGUCAGGGGAAUUCAAGUGUUUUCCGUGUAUCCUCCCUGGAUAUAGGCUUCUGCUGCACAGUAUAGUAUUCAGACGAGGAGCCACAAUAACGUGGCUGAAAUAUGUUGACCAAACCACACACUAGAAAGUGAAGGGACGACGACGUUUUGGUCCAUCCUGGAUCAUUCUCAAGUCGAUUGUCACAAUCAACUUGAGAAUGGUCCAGAACAGACCGAAACGUCGUCGUCCCUUCACUUUCUAGUGUGUGGUUUUGUCAACGUAUAGUAUUCUGCUUGCAAUACUGGGUCCUGGAUUCGAUUCCCUAGUAGGAUGCGAUAAUUGGAUUCAUUUUCUUGCAUCUGAUGCCUCCAUUCACCUAAAAAUAAAGAGGGCCUGGGAAUUUGUUGAACAUUGUGAAUUACAUCCUGGGGAAUGGCCAAGCAUAUGCUAUGGGGAUCUGAAUAACCCUAAGAGGUUGCGUGUGUCGGACAAUGGGAGACCAGAUACAGUACCACACCACAGUAUAUAUUCACACUAAAUACUGAAACUAAAAAUUUAUAAUAUUGUACAUGCUCUCAGUGACUUCUUAUAUAAAUGUGGUGACUAAACCACAUAUCAGAAAAUGGAGAAACGAUGACAUUACAUGACUCGUUUCAGUCUGUCCUGGACCAUUAUCGAGUCAUGUAUUGUCAUCGUUUCUCCUUUUACUGAAGUGUGGUUUGGUCAUCGUAUCUUGAGCCAUGUUAUUGUGACAACUUUGUCUGCAUUUGUAUAAGUGUGCUACCAUGGGUUCAGGCGUUUCUCCAUAUAAGAUCUCAGAAUGAUGUCUUGGGAAUGGAGGUGUUCAUUGGGAAAGGAAGUGGAAGCCAAGAUAAAGAUUCUGAAGGUCAAGAACUAUAUGGAAGAAACUGUUCUUAAAUUCGAGCUAUCUUAGCAGCCCUACCAAAGUCUGAAAUGUUAAUUAUUUCAAGGCUUCUGUUUUAAAUUCUUUCAAAAUGUGUGUACACUAGAAAUUCAUCAUACGGUAUAACAAAAACUGAGGUCAGGUACUGUAUUUACUUUGUGAAAUUGGAAAGUGCUUGUUCAUCUCUUCCUCCUGUGUUUGCCUGUACCACUCCCCAGCCUUGACAACCAAGGCACUUUUACCUUUCACAUUUGUGUAUCACUGUCACUUUGAGCAUAACAGGCAAAGACCUUAUAUUUAGCCUUAAAAAUAGAAAACAAAAAUAAAUGCUAUUUCCUCAUUUUAAAUUUAGUGCACAUAACAAUCUAGGUAUGGCACAUUCCCUUAUAAGCUUUCUGCUCAAAAUCACUUAACAUGUUUCUGCUUGGAUGUACUGCUAUUUUUUUUUUUUUUUUUUUUUUUAUGAUGCCUUGUCUGAAACAUUAUCUGAUUUGUUUAGAUCAUGGUGACAGGAUGUUAUGUAUUAUAGGAAAAUGGUGCAUGUGAAGGGAGAUGCUCUCCAGUGGCCACAGUUGGGUUGGGGUGAAGCACUCUGUGGUGUUCUCAAAAUAGGGGUUGGGCCAGGCCAAGAUUGUAUAGCCAAGUUGGACAGCUGGAUAGUAUCUAUAUAUAUACUUUGAUAAAGAUGUUCAAAAGGUGACGGUCACCAUUUUCUUCACCUCCAUUCUCCCCUUUCAAUAAAAACUAUUUUCCCGUUGUUUUUUCUCUCUCUUACCUUCAGGGUUUAUGUGUAUCUUUCGUGUUGCUUGCAGCUGCUUGGCGAGAGCAAGCCUAAUUCUUUUUGCAAAUUUAUUACUUAGUACAGUAUUAGCCAACUUAAUGGCUUCAGGUUAGUGAUAUCCAAAAUUGUGUAAUGUGUUUAUGUAAAUUUUUCUGGCAUACUUUCGAGAUUCUGCCCCUUAAAAUUUUAUGUACAUUGUAAGGAAGAAGUUAAACUUGCAUUCCCCAUUUCUAAUUUGAUACUAUAUGGUGUAUUUUUCUCCCUGUAUUACCCAAGAAAUCAAUCUUCAUAUUGAUCUUUAAUCUCAGCAAGGACAACCUUAUUACCAUGUAUUGCCUGCAGAAUUACUAUAAAUACAAAUGACCAUAUUACCUCUCACUAAAAGGUUGCUGUUUUAGUUUCACAACACACUUGCUCAAGACCACAAUUAUCUUAUGCAUUACAGUAUAUUAGUAAAUACAGUUAAUUACUGAGAAAGUUGUAUAAAAUGUAAAAAUUUGUAGAUAUAUUUCAGCAAGCUUAAUAUUUUUUUCAAAACUACUCGGUAUUUUUGCACUGUUAAUACUGUAUAUGUAAAUAAUGAUAUUGUUGUCCGAGAUCCUCAUUUCAACACUGAUAGAGGUAUACUGUGUAACUGCCACAAGAAGUACUGUAGAUACAUUUGUAUUGGAUCUACAGGAGUGGGUAAAAUGGAUGUAAUACUACAAUGAGCAUACAAAGCUGAGGUUGUUACCCAGUGGUCUUGAGAGCAGGUGCUCUUAUCUGUGAAACUUGCACGUGACACACACACCUUCCAGAGCAACACGAGAAGAUACCUAACACUGGUAUUCACAAGUUUAGUAGUUUUCCCCAUUUAGUUUUCACUGCAUAACUUUAUUCUUUGAUGAAUUGUUUUCUUAAUGAAUAAGAAUUAUAUUGUUCUGUUAUGGAAAUAUAAGUAGUGAAAAGGCCUUUAUUUUCAGAUUUAUCUGCAUUCUUACAAAGUUGCUGGUAAUCACAGUACUUAACAUUGUCAUUAAUCAUAUUUAACAUGUUAUUUUGUAUAAAUAGUGUGUUUUUAAAUAUUUUUAAAGAUGCUGCAAUAUUGUAACAUGGUGUCUAAUGUUACGUUACUGUGACCACAAAUAAUAAAAGAUUAUACAGAUAUUUGAAUGUGAGAUUUUUAUUUUUUAAAUCAAAUAUAUGUUGUAAAAAAUU